ACAAAGCAAAUCUCUCUUGACAAGAAAGUCAUUUUAACUUCUGUCUCACUCUCAGUUCUCCACCAUCAACAUCACCUGAUCGGGGUUUCGAAGAAUUCUAGAAAUCAAUAGAUUAGCCGAGAAGGGAGUUCGUCGCACGGAUACGAGUGAAGAAAGAUGGGAAGAGCCCCGUGCUGUGACAAGGACAACGUGAAGAAGGGACCAUGGUCCCCCGAAGAGGAUGCCAAGCUCAAGGCUUACAUUGAGAAAUACGGAACCGGUGGCAAUUGGAUUGCUCUUCCUCAUAAAAUCGGGCUCAAGAGAUGCGGGAAGAGUUGCAGGCUGAGAUGGCUGAAUUACCUGAGACCUAACAUCAAGCAUGGUGGCUUUACUGAGGAAGAAGACAACAUCAUUUGCAGCCUCUACAUCAGCAUCGGCAGCAGGUGGUCAAUAAUUGCGGCACAGUUGCCCGGAAGAACUGAUAACGACAUCAAGAACUACUGGAACACCCGGCUGAAGAAGAAGUUGCUCGGGAGGCGAAAGCAAAGUAAUGCAAGAGGACGUCUCGGCACGAAUGUAGGGGCCGACGGGCCUCAAGACAGCUCGUCAUCUCCAUCCGAAUUGAGCCAUUCUGCCUUCGAAAGGCUCCAACUCCAUUUGCAGCUUCAAAGCCUUCAGAGCCCUCUCUCUAAUUAUUUCUACAGUAACCCUGCCCUCUGGCCUAAGCUGCAUCCUUUACUCCAAGAAAGGAUAAUCCAAAGCCUUCACUUGCUACCACAACAAAACCUAGGCCAAACCCUUGAUCUGCACACCCCUGGCCCCGAAUGUGACAACGUGCGCGGUUCUCAUUCCGAGGAUGAACCGAAUGGAGAAUUCUACUUCCCCGCCAUGACAUCUAUCCAGCCGGCCGCUCAACAUGAUUCUCUGAGGGUCAUUUAUGAGAAGAUAGAAAAUCUCGAGUCCUCCCAGGUUGAAUCAGGAGCAUACUCCGAUGCACUGUACGACACUAGAUCACUCGCCUUGGGUUCCCCAAACAGUAUAUCGUCGUGCUCGGGAGGGUCGAUGCCUAUGAACUAUAGGUGUGGUGUGAUCGAGCCAAACAUCGACCAAUACUCGAACAUCCAUAACAACAUAACAGAACUUGAUCAGAACACGUUAGUUAGCAAAACCGGAGGAAUUAUGUCACCGGAGGAUCAGGCAUCUGACUACUUCAAGGAAUCCAACGGUUCCAAGGACAGCUUUCUCUGGGGGUCUAUUGACUUUGAGAUGAGAGCCGGACCGUCAAUGUCUUGGGACACAACUUCCGUCAUGCGUCACGAGGGGAUAUAUUAGACGUACGUCAAAGACCCGAAGAAAGUUCGUCUCGAAGGCUUGAGAUUCUUCCCUAGACUAAUCGUUCAAAUUAACACCAAAUUAAUUUGGAUGCCGCAUUGAGGGUUAGUUCAAGUGGCAAAUAAUUUGGUGUUUGCGCACAUGGUUUUGGCGUGCAGCAAUAGUUAAUUUUAGAGAAGGUGGGGACUCAUAUAUUUGCCAGGUUAUGUAAAUUUAUGUGAAUAGCAUAAGUUCAGUUAUUAAA
Molecule: messenger RNA, 1555 nt
Organism: Punica granatum (pomegranate)
Lineage: Eukaryota; Viridiplantae; Streptophyta; Magnoliopsida; Myrtales; Lythraceae
Source: RefSeq, a predicted model, not a curated record